AUGUUAGCUAUGCGUCGCGAAAGUGAUAAUUUGAACAAUAGCAACAACAACGCACCACAUAACAGCUAUACAACAAAUAAUCUUCCUGACGAUAACAAUUUAACGCAUUUGAACUAUACUCAUCCGGUUCACAAUUAUAGCACAUCAAGUAGUUACAGUGGACUCCAAACAAGCAGUCGACCAAGUACAUCAACUUUAAUUUCUUCAUCCCAAAAUCAGUUAGAAGAAUAUGUUGAUAUUUUGCAAGUUCAACAAUUGCUUCUUGAAAAUUCAACUGCUUCAGCUUCAACGUCAUCAACAAUAAACACUGUUUCUUAUACAGCUUCUCCAAGUUCGAGUGCAACAACUCCUUCAACAGUCACUAAGAACAUUCAAAGUAGACCAAGAGUUAAUCUUCAGAAAGCCGCAGAAUAUAACCAAAUUCAAGGAGAGAGUCCAAAUUCUCGCCGGCUGCUCUUUGACUAUCCGGGUAGUCCUUAUUUGUACGGAAAUUAUCAUCAUCCGUCACCAAGCGAAGAUUUGCUACUUUGGUUUGGAGGAAACAGCUCGGUUCACUAA
Clunio marinus is the source of this 558-nucleotide messenger RNA. The record is from the annotation of a GenBank genome assembly. Lineage: Eukaryota; Metazoa; Arthropoda; Insecta; Diptera; Chironomidae.